Aspergillus nomiae NRRL 13137 is the source of this 1119-nucleotide messenger RNA. RefSeq names its product glycoside hydrolase family 16 protein. The transcript is spliced from 2 exons. The coding region runs from base 1 to 1119 and encodes 372 amino acids. The record is from RefSeq and is a predicted model, not a curated record. Gene Ontology annotation, molecular function: hydrolase activity, hydrolyzing O-glycosyl compounds. Lineage: Eukaryota; Fungi; Ascomycota; Eurotiomycetes; Eurotiales; Aspergillaceae. Gene Ontology annotation, biological process: carbohydrate metabolic process.
AUGAAGUUCAAACAUCUCGCCCUCCUCCCCAGUCUCUCUUUGAUAUCCACGACCACCGCCCUCCCUACCUCCAACCCACCAUCAACAAACGACACCCUCUGCGACUGCUACAUAAUCUCCGGUCCGGACCCAGGCUACUUUACCAACUACCACUUCUGGGACUUUCGCAACAUCCCUCUCCCAAAUGCCACCCAACAACCGGCCCCAGCGCUCCUCGCACUAGACACCACGCUCCUCCUAUCCAACACACCCUUCAUCAACGACUGGCGCCCCCAAACCUGGACCAAAACGGGAAACACGGAGCUCCUCCCCAUCGCCAACGCCGAAAAAAAACACUACGUCUCAACCGCCGAAAUCGAGUUCCUCCGAUGGAACAUCCUGCACUGUUCACUCCGCGUGAGAAUGAGACUCAUGUCAAAGGAAACCGCCCUCGGCCCCAGGAUCAUCUACCCACCCACCCGAAAACCCGAAGACAAGGAUUGGGGCAAAGGGAGUCGACGACCCGUGAGGCAUAAUACUGUGCCCAAAGGCGCUUGCGUCGGACUCUUCACGUACCAGUCCAAAACAUGCGAGUCGGAUAUCGAGAUCCUCACUUCUGAUCCACCCAAUGUGAUCCAUUAUUCUAACCAGCCAGAUUACGAUCCCGUCUCGGAUACGGCUAUCCCCGGGGCGGGCUCCAUGGUGAAUCUUUCGGUGCCGUGGACGGCGUGGUCGACGCAUCGCCUGGAUUGGUUUCCUGAUAUCUCGCGUUGGUAUGCUGGGGAGACUUUGCAGGCGGUUAAGGCUUAUGGUGUGCCUCGGGAGCCGAGUACUUUGGUGUUGAACCUGUGGAGCGAUGGGGGGAAUUGGACGGGGAAUUUGAGGGCUGGGGAGUCGGUGUUCUUGGGAGUUGAGUGGAUUGAGAUGGCGUUCAAUGUUUCUUCCGUGCCUGGGGCGUCUGUUGGCCGUGGUGAGGGCUUGACGAGGUCGCGAGGUGGCGCGGUUCGGAGGGCUGAUUUGGGGGAUGUUGGCAGAGCUAGUAGCAAGACGUUAGAAGGUGAUAUCCCGAAGCAAAAGAAUAUAUCCACAGGGGAUGAGGUUGGGUGUCGAAAAGCGUGUUAUGUGAGUGACUUUCAUUAA